This is a messenger RNA of Acanthosepion pharaonis, 726 nucleotides long. The record is from the annotation of a GenBank genome assembly. Lineage: Eukaryota; Metazoa; Mollusca; Cephalopoda; Sepiida; Sepiidae.
AUGACGAAGGACGACGAGUAUGAUUAUCUAUUUAAAGUUGUCUUGAUUGGUGAUUCUGGAGUUGGAAAAAGCAACCUUUUAUCAAGAUUUACUAGGAAUGAGUUCAACUUAGAGAGCAAAAGUACCAUUGGAGUAGAAUUUGCUACUAGGAGUAUCCAGGUUGAUGGCAAAACUAUAAAAGCUCAAAUAUGGGAUACUGCCGGUCAGGAACGAUACCGAGCAAUUACUAGUGCAUACUACAGAGGAGCUGUUGGGGCAUUAUUAGUGUAUGACAUUGCCAAACAUCUGACCUAUGAAAAUGUAGAAAGAUGGUUGAAAGAAUUGAGAGAUCAUGCAGAUAAUAAUAUAGUUAUUAUGUUGGUUGGCAACAAAAGUGAUCUUAGGCAUCUACGAGCUGUUCCUACAGAUGAAGCAAAGGCAUUUGCAGAAAAACACAACCUAUCAUUCAUAGAGACAUCAGCUUUAGAUUCAACUAAUGUGGAAGCAGCCUUUCAAAAUAUUCUAACAGAAAUCUACAAAAUAGUUUCACAGAAACAGAUCCGUGAGAGCCCAGAUGAUGAUAACUCAAUCAGCACAAAUGUCCAGACGAUCACUGUUGCUCCAACAGACAAUUCUGCAGGGCGCGUCGGUCUUGACGUGAACGGUGGUCUUUGUCGCCUCUCUCUCUCUCUCUCUCUCUCUCUCUCUCUCUCUCUCUCUCUCUCUCUCUCAGCUUGCUGGUGUUGA